AUGUUGUAAAUGUAGCAAUUCUAAAAUUACUACUUGAGUGAAAUUAUUUCAAAUAUAUAAUAUUAAAUUAAAUUUGUAAAUUUAACAAUUCUAAAGCUAGCUUGCGUAUAAAAUUAACUCUCUCAAUAAUCGUUGUAAAUAUUGAUACACCAUCUAUAAUUCAAUGGUAUUCAUUCUAAAUUUAUGUAAAGCUUUAGCUCUAAUCGAAUCUGCAUUACAAACGAGAAUGUGAUGGCUUUUUACAAAUUACAAGUGUAUAUAUCAUAUAAGUUGUCUUCAAUUUAUAAUUAGGUAAAUAUUAACACAUAUUUCAAUUUUCAACCUGAUAAAAAAAAUAAUAGACAAUAAAAUUAAAAUUCGAUGACUGAUUUCAAUAGAAUUCAAACUGCUGAAUUUAUUCGGUUACCACCAUUAUUAUUGAUCUUAAAUGCGUUUUUGAUGGUUACCUAAAUUUUCAAAAACAAGAAAAAUACUAAGGAACUCUUUACUUCAAUUUAAUGUUAAACUACUCAAAUCUAUUUUAUUUGA
This is a messenger RNA of Paramecium tetraurelia, 528 nucleotides long. RefSeq lists its product as uncharacterized. Lineage: Eukaryota; Ciliophora; Oligohymenophorea; Peniculida; Parameciidae. The transcript has a single exon. The record is from RefSeq and is a predicted model, not a curated record.